This is a messenger RNA of Symbiodinium sp. CCMP2592, 17268 nucleotides long. The record is from the annotation of a GenBank genome assembly. NCBI's taxonomy places the organism in Eukaryota, Dinophyceae, Suessiales, Symbiodiniaceae.
AUGCCUUCGAACGACCUGGUCGUCGACGACGUCACCUUCAGUGCUGCCCAGAGUGCCCUACAGGCAGGGCGACAGUGGCAGCGUUCGUUGGACCUUUUUGCCUUCAUGUCCGGUGCAAAGAUCUCGCCGAGCUUGAUGAGCUACAGCGCUGCCCUCAGCGCAUGCCAGAAGGGUGCUCUCUGGCAGCAGGCCAUGCAACUGCGACAGGAAUUCUUGAGCUCCAGAAUCUGCGGCGAUGUGAUUCCACACAAUGCAUGCAUCAGUGCUUGCGCGAAGCCGGCGCGGUGGGAUUUGGCGUUGGCUGUGUUCCGCAGCCUCCCAAUGAUGCAGCUCACACCCAGCAUCGUCUCAUACAGCGCGAUGAUCACCUGUUUGGAGAAGGGCUGGCAGUGGCGCAUGGUUGUUGAACUGCUGGAGGAGCUAGGAAGCUCCGAUCUGAUCAUGAGUGCCGACGUCGCCGUAUUCAGUGCUGCCAUCAGCGCGCUUGAGAAAGGCUUGCAGUGGCAGUCGGCUUUGAAGACCUUUGGGAUCAUGGCCAACAAGAGCAUCCUGCCGAAUGCAAUCUGCUACAAUGCCACCAUGAGCGCCUGCCAGCGCCAUUGCGGCGCGCCCGUGCUGGUUCUGCGGUGGCCACGCGACGGGCCUUUGCCCACCUUCGUCACUGCCAUUUGCUUGGCUGACGAAGGUUUUCCCGGGAGAGCGCUUCUCCCCUCUUUCGCAGCUUGUAUGAGGCAGGGCAAGCUGUACACGCCACUGAUCCCUUUGGUGCUGAUUGGUGUGGCACUUAUCUACGUCGGUACUGCACCGGCACGUGAUUUUUCCCAAGGUGAGGCGCAAGCGGUGCGCCAGCCCUGGGUGGCAUCGCGGAGGCUUCAUCGUGGCACUGGUUUGGCCUCCGAUAUCUCUCUGCUCCGACAGCACCACGGCAGUAUGCCACCGAAGGCCAAUACAGACAAAGCAAAAGCCUCUGGCAAGGGGCAAAAAGGAGAGCAUCCGCAGGUUUCCAAGAUCGAUUUCGCUCUCCCAGCUGCGGUGUCUACUUCUUUGCAGUCAAUUGCAACAAGGUCAACCCAAGAUCUCUGGGGAUCACAUGCCUUCUCCCUAGAAGAUGCUACAGCCGAACAGCUCGCUCAACGGAGAGCGAACGCUAUCUCAAAACUAUCAAAGAGGCUGACUGGCAACGUCCGUGCGAAAGACGAACUUGGACUUGCUUUACAACACUGGUGCGUCACUAUCGGUCAACAUUUGUUGGGAUUGAUCGGCCGCACCCGUGCUGUGUGUACCAAGAUCGACGAGGAUACAGCGCAGGCGGUUCAGGAGAUGAACGAAGCUCUGGUCCAUCAACCUUCUUCAACAUCCCUAGACAAAGUCUCCCUCGCUACGGCCUCGAUGGGCAUGUCGUGGACCGAGGUGCAGGAGACCGAGAUUCAACGAAUCGCAGCGGCACUUCGUGCUUUUGCCGUGGUACAGAGUCCGGGUACGGCAGCUGCAGGGAGUGGGCCACCUCGAACCCUACUUCCUGGAUCCGGUUUUGGCGAGGCUUCGACGGCCUUGCAAUUGACCCACGAGCACCUCACCACGGCUGCCGCCCCGGAGCAUCGAGGAUACGAUCGACAUUCCGAAGCCAGUUUUGGGUUGGGGGUCAAUCCUUCCACUGCUGGUGCAUCCAGAAGCGACCCAGCCCACGUGGUUUGGCCGUUCGCACCUGCCCCUGGUCCAGAGAUCCCUGCGGCGCCCCCGUGGCUCAGCGAGGCCACGGGCAGGACACCCGAAGCACCCCGCAGGGUGCCAAUCACAAGUGUGACGACCUCCGAGCCGGAGUUAGUGGCAGCGGAGACCCCAGUGGCUCUAACCUGGCAGAUUGCGUGGCUGUCACUUCUCAGGUUCGCAGUCGAAAACGGAGCGGACCCAGUCGGCGAAGUUGCUGUCAGUGCCGAACAGGAUGCUGCCCUUCCCCUCAGCACCGACACCCAGGCUGCCGAGGUUACUCUUCAGGUAGCCGGGCAUGUGUGGCAGUUGCUCCAAGAUGCUGUUGCCAGGCCGUCAGAAACUUGCCUUCAGGACCUCCACGACGGCCUGCGCGAUGUGCUUUAUCGGGCAAGACAGUUCCCGGUUGUCUUGUCCAAGUUGCCGCAGGGUAUCCUAGUUGCUGCGCAUGUUACUAUAGGGGGACUGUUAGAUCCUUUUGCGUAUGCGCCCGCUACGGCACAGGAAUGGCUCUUUCCGGAGCAACUGGUCGAGAUGGGGGGUGCUUGCUUAGGAUACCUCCCCACUGCUGCUUCCGUCAACCCACAUGUCCAAGCAGUAUGGCCGAUAGGACAGCAUCGAGGACAACCAGUAUUUUCUACCGGCAGUGUUCCAGCUACCACUGAGUUGGCAGACCUAGCUCAUGUUCGUUUUGUGGAAGGGCCAGUCAUCCGCAAUGAGAACCUCUGUCGGCCAGCGUAUCUGCGUGACAUAGGGGUGUUCACUCCUGCCUCCCCCCUGAGGCUCUACCUUCUGCAUGCUGAUGAUCGUGCACAUGGUCAUUUGUUGUUUCUUCAGGUUUGCGAGGCUUUGGGAGUUCAAGCCUCAGCAUGGCAUUGGCAUCGGAUAGUUGAGACCCUGCCGUCAUUGCCACCUGAACAAUAUGUGCUGCUGCCUAACAGCAUGCCAUGGCAUCGUGUGCUCAUGCCUGUGGAUCUGCGGCCCCUUGGAGGCAUCGUUUCUCUGGUUGUUACGGAGCGCAAUCAGCCUUGCGGCAAUAUCGUUGCUGACGCCGCGGCACAACAGCAGCUUUCUAUUGCUGAACAGGACUUCUUGUGUCGCACCUGUGGAGCUUGGUUCGUGCCCCAGGCCUACACCAGCAUGUUGCCUCGGGGAGAUACCCUGCAGGCGUGGCCCGUCCAACGCGACCGAGCAUCAGCCCGCACUGAGCACGGAGGCUCCCUAUCUCCCAGAUUGUCUCUGGAAGAUGUCUUUUCCACCAGCCUCUCGUUACCGAGUCCUGUCGACUUGGCCUUUCAUGAAGAAAACGGCGCCAACGCGGUUGUCCUGUACACCCAAGGUCUUCACUACACUUUUGCGCCUGUCUACGCCGACCACCUUUCCAUUCGCUCCACCGUUAUGGGGAGCUUCAUGCACGAGGUGACAAGUGGGGGACUUGAAUUUAGUCAUUUCGCGAGGAUCCUACCCCCUCUUGACCGCUUGCCAGCCAUUCAAUUCGUGGCGAUGCAAUGCACUGUCGGGCAGUUUCCAGGGGUCAUUGACUUCCGGCCCUUGGGUGGCGGCCUUGUCGUUGGUGCCAUGGCGCGGGAUUCCCCACCGGCCACCAGGCUUAAGGAUGCUGUGGCUUCUUACGGCGAGCCUGAUGCAAGCACCUCUGUCAUGGGCUCCCUUGCCACUGGAACAGUGCCGGCCCCACUUGUUAUUGUGCGGAGGCGCCAACAUGGUAUGCGUGAUGAGCUCGCUUCGCCACCUUCGGCUGGUUGGCGCCCCACCCUUAGUGUGGCUGUUUGCAUCGGGUUGUCGCACCUUCUCGGUGGCCGUGGUCUUCUCUUUGGGCUCUUUUGGGGUGCAAGCAUUGCCACCUUCUUACCUCCCGCCGACCCCUUGCAGGAGGGUGCUAUCCCCAUCUCUCAGGAGCCAAUUGAUGGUCCUCCGCACAGCCCCGAAAAUAACUUGGCAAGCAUCACUGAACACCACAAGUUGGCACAACGCUUGCAAGUUUUCGGAGACUGGGAACAUGUUGAUGUUCGCUGCAGCCUAGGCCUCGCACAUGCACCGUCACGGGCUUUCCUCAUUAAGGUUUUUGCCGCCGGCAGUGUGCACUCUUUCCAUAUUCGAGGCACUCACUCCGCCCGCGACCUUAGGCAUGCCUUGCUCCGGACCAGCGGAGCCGCUGGUCGUAAGUUCCCGGUACCAGUCCUGGCCUCCCUGAAUUCCCGGUAUGUUGCCUUCGUCGCUCCUGCCAGGGAUGCUAAGUAUGUGACUAUUCUGGUUGAUAGUGGAGGACCCUUUAUUUGCCUUGAUGUCCCGGCUGAUCACCCAGGCCAACACAUUCUGGAGGCUCUUGUAUUGCUCCAUCCAGGACACCCGUAUCGUCUCGGCGAAGGCACGGUUUUCCCUCUUCGCAAUGGCGAUGUUGUGGUUGCUCAUGCCGGCGCGCCUGAGCCCCCCGUCGAGGUUGGGCACCUCACUGUCACGAGCGAUAAGCAUGAUGCCAGUCAUUGGUUGCGAGUCAGCAUGCAAGUGCUGAUUACGUCGCCCGAUAAAGGGCUUCAACUUGUUCAGGUUCCGAAAACCUUUACUAAGGGACAGCUGGAAACUGGGCUUCGUGAGUGGUAUGGCCCGACCCGGUGCGGCGCUGCUGGCCUUAUCCGCUUGCCUGUCGCCUACCCGGUGGUCGACCUGUAUUGCUUGCCCUGCCACCAAUUCAGCACCCUCACGGUACUGCUGUCGGAUACUGCUGAGUGUGACUUCCGCCCAGUGGUGCACUCCGUUUCCACUGGCUCCCAGGAGCCUCCCGAGUUGUCGCAUAUCACUCAGGUACCAUCUGCGCUGAGGGGAUUCUGGGUAGAUGUCAUGCGGAGGCGCCCUGUCAUUCUGCGGCAUUUUCUGCUCACCGAUUCUCAGACUAGGUCAGGCCAGGCUUUUCUGUUUGUCCAUCUGGGUCUCGAUUUCUGCCGGGCAUAUGAUCAGGGAUGGCGUAUCAGUCAGGCUACUGCACCACCACUAUUGAACUUAGGUGCCCUUCAGCCCGAGUGUUUUGACCCUGUGGGGCGGCCCACUGCCGGACACGAGCAAGGGACCCAAACAGUCCCGCUCCAUUGGCCACCCAAUGCUCGGCCCACGCCUCAGGGUGCGAUGCUUCAGAAGCGCGCUGCUAAAGACUGUCUGGCAGUGCCCGGAUUCCACCCAACAGGUCCGAUGCAAACUCUGGCUUGCCCGCAUCUCGGAGUUACGUGUCGAGUCCCGUGCCCUGAGGGCCACUACCCCUGGGCGCUACGAAUAGGGGAAUGGGUGAAAGCCGCAUGUACGAGGUCGGUUGACUGGCAAGAUAUCAUGAACUUAGGCGGUCUUACUACUUGGGAUCUUCCUGGGGUCGAGGUACAUGGACAGUCCAUUGUCUGGAAGUGGCCUGGCGAAGUCUAUUCGCUUGCAGGCGAAUGUGGACAUCUUCUGCAUGAUGGUCAGGACCCUUUCGUGUGUGACGCGAGCCGGGAUACGUCUGCGGCUAUCCAGCAUGUCCUGCAGCGUGCGACCACACAACUUCCCGUCGGCUCUAUCGGGCUGCUAGUUGGCGGCACAGGGGCCGGGGCCGUUCCUCGCCAUCUAUCAUGCUUCCGCAUCUUGGCUCUGCUUCUUCUCAGCACUCCUUUUGCCGCAGGGACGGCGGAUGUCUCCUCGCCUGAGCCUGAGGAGCCGUCAGUCACACCUGUGCCCGACUCUACCCCGGCAUCUGCGCUGGCUUGGUGUCAUGAACUGUCUUGCCAGACGACUCAUUGUAGCAUCGAUGCCUCUGACCUUUGGGAGUACUGUCGACAACAUGCCCCGGAUGAGACACUUCGUGUCAAUGUCUGGUCGCCUUUUCAGGGCCCCUCCACCUUUGAUGUUGCUAAAGCUGGGCCUCUGUCCACUUUCUGCAUGCUUCUUCGAGAGGCCGGCCAUCGUGCGGAGACCUGCAGCCUGCAUGUUGCCUAUGACACCCUACCAACUCAACUGGAUGUAGUGUCCUGUCCGGCCGAUGGCCCUGCAUGGUGGAUUGUCCGGGAUGGUCUUGCUCGGGAGCUGUUGCGUCCUGUUGCGCCAUGGUACGAGUCGGAUGGUCGUCGUGUCCUGACGGUCAAUUCCCUUGGACAAGCACAGGGCCUUUCCUUUGGCGGGUCUGCGGGAGCGCUCCACCGGUUAGCUACCGGCGUCAGGGCCAUCUGCACCUACCCGUUCACUCGGGUUAUUGGGCAUCUGACUGCCCACGACUUGGUUCUUACAGAGAUUGCUGUGGGGUCAGUUGCUUUCCGGCGGCAUCUCACUGGUGUGCUCCUUUGGGGCCUUCUCUUCUUUCUGUGGCCGUCACCUGCUGCUGCCAUGCAACAAGAAGUCGCCAUCAGAUCGACCGGUGGGCCUAGCCCCGGGUGGGGAGCCCGUCUUGCUCCGGUUCCAACACUUGCUAGGAUUUGGACACACACACUCUCUGCGCCUACAGUCAUGCCUUAUGUUGCGGCUCCUGAUCCAGCAGUCAUGGCACAAUGUGUAGCCAACACUGCUCGGGGAGUUCCAGCUAGCGGGGAUUUCGUAUGGACCACGCCCCAAGUUGUGCAAGGGGUUGCGCAUCUCCUCCACGUACCCUCUGGAUCUGCGCCGCCUAUGAUAUAUUGGCUCCUAAACUACCGGGGUCGAGGUACAGUGUUCGGCGCCGCCAGUGCCAUCUUCGAUUGGCAGCAAAUAGGCCAGGCUGCAGCUGAUGAUUUUGGCCUCCCUUUCUUUGCGCAAGGUCAUUUCGCGGUAUGGCAUGGCAAUCGGGUCAUCACGUAUGGCACACAGGUGCCAGUGCCGGUCCACGGGACAAUCAUUACUCUUGUGCGACAACACACAGGGUCGUCCGCUGGCCUUUCCGCCUGGGACACCCCCGUCGGUGCUCCGCUGACGUUCCAUUUUGACUACGAUAUCUGCAGGGGUCCCUGCGGAGAGCUGCCGAUGCGUGGCGAUGUGGACCUACAGGUGCGUCCCGUGCUUCCAUCGGCUUCGACAAAUAUACCACCGUCGCCCGAAGUCCACCGGGUCGAGCCUGCUCCGGCCGCGACUGCUGGUGAUGUGGUGGAACACAGUCUUGUUCGACAGGUCAAUGAAGUUAGCCACCAACUGACUAUGCUUACCACUCGGCUCGAGUCAGCGGGCGUUUUGCAAGGCAUCGAGGCGGAGGAGGGUCCUCAAGAACCCCGUUUCCGCGGGCCAGAGGCUGAUGCUGAAAGUCAGGCAAAGCUCCGUACUUCAGUUUCUUCCUGGGUUUUUACGGUUGUGAUGUCAGGUUUUUGUGUCGCUACGCGCGCCCCGUCCGGUCUCUGUAUGCUGGUGUGGCUUCCUUGCUGUCGUGGGGAUGGUGACAGCGAGACUUCGGAAGAGCCACAGCCUCCCAGCUCGCCCUCUCUCACUGCAGUGACUGCUCCAACACCAGACACCGAACUUAUUGGCACUGGAGGACCAGACCCAUAUCUUGUCCGUCCCAGUGACGAUGCUGCAGCCCGCACUGGCGCCCCGACCAUUGGAGCGUGGCCGCUCCCUAUCCCCGCCUUCUGCCUUGAGCAAAUUCCUCAACUCCAGACUAGAGUCUGUGCCUUUCUUUGCGAAGUGGAUGAUCGCAGUAAUCGCCUCUCGCCUUUCCUACCAGCUGGUUGCCCGCUUGUGCUACACAACCCUUUUACCAAUUCCGAUCAGUGCUCUGUUCGUACUCAGCUGACCGGUUCCGGGCAGAUCUUUCGUUUCUUUUUGCAGGACUUUGCCCACCGGAGGGGCUGGCAACCCAUUGUCCCGGUUCAACCACAGCCAGAUGAGCAUGCUAUACAUCUGAUCCCUGCUGCGGCUGAGCCCAACCUCGCCUCCGUUGUUCUUCGCACGCCGCAAGGUCUGCACGCCACGUGCCUGCACCGGACGCUACCAAGCGGCCCUAGUCGUGCUCUUACACUCGGGGGUCGUUUUGGUCGCCUGCGAGAGCCCUAUCCAACUCGCAGACUGGGGGAGCGGCCUGUGCACCUAAGGGACGGGGACUGCCUUCUCCUUGAUCAAGGGCCAUUUGGGCCUCCCCCUCCCACUCCCGUCAGGUCUGCCACGGGGCUAGGAUCCGGUAUCUUCCUCAGCUGUUUUCGGUACCGAGGUUGCUUUCCGUUACUCCUGUUCUGGCUCCUUCCGUUCGCCGACGCCAUGCAAGGAGUUGUGAUGCCUUCCCACUCCCGUCACCGGCCAGGCCUAGAGGUUGGCCGGUAUCCUUGGCGUCUCCCGCCACACGAGCGAACUCUACAGGUUGUGGCUCAGCAGGCGCAGGUCCGCUGCACUUUACUGUGCCCGCUCACAGGCCUUCAGGGAGUCUAUGAGGUUCCCUCUCAGAGCACAUACACAGCGAUUAGACAACACUAUCAGGCAGUCCAUGGCCAAUGGCUGGUCGACGUUGUCCCUGUGUGGCCAGCUCCGCGGGAUGAUCGGCUUCUCUUUAUUCCUGAUAUCGGAGCCGGUUCUCGUUGCGUCUGCGUGGUUGCCCAGCAAGAGCAGGCCCUUAAAGCGAUCUUGGUGCCUGGCCGCUGCACAUAUGAAUGCCUACUUCGCAGCUUGCAACACUUGUCAGGGUGGCACUUUGAGCGCCUUCGCCUCCCGCCAGCUCUACAUAAUCAGCUGCUCCUGGAUCACGCUGCAGAACUGCAACUUCGAAAUGCAGAUGUUUUUCUUUUGGGACCUGCGGCCAUCCCGGCAGACGCAGCAGCUACCCACAUUUCUAUUGCUAGGCCAGACCGCAUCCCAUGGGAUGUUCCAUUCACUACUGUGACCACUGAGAUAGUUGCCGUCUGGUUGCCCGACACACGUUUUCCCAUUUUCACCAAUGUCCCCGGCGGUUCUGUUUGGCUUCCAGAUACUGGAACAUUCAGUGGGGCAUUUAGUACCCGCCAUCCUGGGCGUUGGAUCCCGGUUGCCUGGCAUCCGGCACAGUGUGUCCACUUUGUUCAAGCAGCGGAUCGGAGGGGCCGGGCACACAUUCUGCACGAAAGCCACGAAGGUGUUCUGGCCGUCAGCUUUACUAGCCGUACCUCGCGCACUGAACUGGCGGAAGAAUUCCACACCUUGCCGGAGCACAUUUCUGUCCUCGGGGCCACCCCUGAUGACACUACCGCGCCUCUGGCCUUACGUGACGGUGACAUCGUUUUCGACUCAUACUUGUAUGAACCACCUGGCCCAGCAGUCUGGAACAUCGGCGCUGCCGAUCGGCCUCAUCUACAUAGAUGGGUUGUUUUUGCGUUUGUGUGCGCUAUAAGCAGGCUGCCGACUUUCUGGGGUAUCUUGCCUUUGCUUCCGCUUGGAGCUGCCACUAGGAUGGAACGUAGCCGGUCUAGUGGUUCUGCUGCCUCCUCAGCGGACUCCUCCGCGACACUUAGUCCUCGUGCUGGGUGUUGGCGGCCAGAAACCCCGCAGCCUAUGCAUGAGGUGUUGACUCACGGCCGGGCGCACUACUGCAUUCUCUCCCCCUUUCAUGCGGGAGGCACCACCGGCUACUUCCUCCGUGAAACGUCUGGGGACGAUUUGGAUGGUCGCGUUGCUCUCUUUUGUGGGGGGUGGAGCCGGCGCCAUGUACUUCUGGGUCCCACGAUUGCCCGUCAGCCUCUCGUCAUGCUCCCUGGCGGGCUACAGGACCUGGCUACUAUAGUGGUCCACACGGGUGAGCGUAGACAAGCCCAUCUCGUCCCCCGUCGGUUCUCGUGGCGAGAGCUUCACGCCUACGUCAAAGUUAAGCAUCCGAAUGGGAACCACCUUGUCUCUGCGCCGGCAGUCGCGCGAUACAGGGCACUCCCUAGUCUUCCUAUCGAUCUCCGAGAUGGCGACAGCUUUUCUUGGAGGCUAGACCCUAGCCAGCCGCAUGCAGUCUCCUUACCCUCGCGGCCACGCUACGCCCACUGGCUGCCGCAUCUGGAUGCCUGGCAUUCACCAUUCGUGCUUAAGCAUGGAGCGUGGGUCUUUGUGUGGCAACCGCAAAGGGAUCCGCUCUUUCAGUGUGAACGGCGGUGGAUUCCAGCCGGCAGUGCCUGGCUCCCUGGGAGCCUACAAUUUUGCCGACCGCGUUGCGCUCCAGGAUCUGCUCGAUGGGUGCCUGUGUCCCAUUACGACGGCCGAUGCCAUUUCGUCCAGCAGUCUCCCUCGGGCUGUGCACACGUUUUGGCGUACCGACCUUUCAGUGGGUAUGAGCCUGAAUGUUGGUUGAUAGAUAAUCCUGCGUCGGCUGAUGCGGUGCCGCAAGGUUGGCAACUCGCCCAUCACAUUCAGUGCCGAACAGCUGGCUCGGCUCUCCGGGAUGGUGACGUCUUGAUUCCAGCUCCCGUACCACCCUUGAUUCCCGCCUUGUCUGCUUUCGCUGCUAAGAGCCGAGGUUUUACCAUUUUGUUUUACCUCUGUGUUCUGGGAGGCUGGGGCCAGCCGACCUUCGCAAUGUUUGCACCUCCGGAAGCGCAACUUCAGGAGCCGGUCAGGGUCGGGAAAUUUCCUUGGCGUCUGCCCGAUGAAGACCGCGCGUUGCAUGAUUCCAUCCAGCCUGGACAGCUUUGUCAUGUGCUCUCGCCGUAUGGUGUUCAAGGUGACCCGGCUGUUGAUCUUACGCCCGACGACACGGUUGAAGACGCUAGAGUUGCCCUUACCGGCGCGGAGCCUGCCUGGUCACAAGACAUCAUGCCUGUUUUUCCGGCACCAGUGCCUGGGCGCCUCACUUUUGUGCCUGUUGCGCCUGCCCCGUCCCUGGCGUGUGUGCUUGUGCUGUCUGUCGAGUGGCAUCUUCCACUCCUCAUUCCUAGUCGAGCUGACAUAGUCUGGUUGCUUGGCUACCUACGCAGUCUUUCUCCCGGACCCAUUCUGUCCGUCAGAGCCCCGGUUGCGGCUCAGGCAGCUGAGAUGAGUCUUAGUGACGCUGUACACUGGCGCGAUGGAGACCUGCUACUGGCUUUUCCCACUGAUGCGGAGCACAGUGCUAUCGAUAUUCCGGUUUUCAGGGAAGAGCCACUCCUUGCUGCGCGCAUACGUCACAUGGCCUUCUGGUCCUAUGACUUCCAGGUCGAAGCUCCUCUCUCCGUGGUGCUUUGGCGACCUGGCCGUCGUCCGACUCAAGCUCAUGUUCCAUCCGGGUCACAAUGGUUGGCCGAGGCUUGUACUUUCAUGGGUGUUUUUCAAAAUCGUUACCCGGGACGAUGGAUCCCAGUUGCAUGGGCUUACGAUGACCGGCCUCACUUGUGUGCUCAGUCUUCCGACACUGACCUACGUAAUAUUAUCAUUGAGACACUGCAAGAUGAGCAGCUUCGUGGCACCUGUCACACGGUGCAUGCCCUAGCCAAUGCUGCUACCUGCGGCAUGCUGGUUGACCGGGUUGAUUGCCCUUGCUUCCUUCUUGGCCUGUCCUCUGAGAAAAGCUGGCCUGAAUUACGCAAUGGGGACAUUGUGCAUUUUCCCCCCACUCGUAGCAAUGGAGCGUGUGCUGGAAUUGGGUACCUUGUGGGGUUGUUGGUUUUACUCCGGCCUUCCUGGGCUGCACUUGCUGUUGUCUGGGGCACUGCUAAUCUAUUCCCGCAUGUGGCCGCAACUCCCUCCAGCCCGCUCUCUGGCCGCCGUGCACCAUCGUGCUUAUGGUGUCCUUUUCUGGGCAGGCGCAGUGCUCCGAAUGGGCCGGAUAGGGGCCCUGGGCCCGUUACAGGCUUGUUGCACUCCGACAGAUACGUGACUGUGGAUCCUGCCCCGUGGGCCGAGUCCGUGCACGGUGUCUGUUGCUUGGGGAUUCCUAACUGGGUCACGGUUCUUGUUGUAGGGCCGCCGACACCCCGUGCCGUACUCCUCCCCUCGCAUAUCUUGUACGAUCAACUUCUUCAGGUUGCCCGACACCAUUUUGCAGAGGUCUCCCACAUUGAUGGCAAUCACCCAAUGAUGGGUCGCCGCGGACAACAGAUUUGCCUCCGUGACGGUGACUGUCUGCGUGUCGCCCAGGAUUCGACACGGACUGUGGAGUUGCCCGUUGGAAAUUUUACACGGGGUUGGACACUGCUCUGGCGCGAUCCCCACGAAUUGUACCGCAUACUGCGGGCGGCUCCUGGCCAGGCGUGGUAUCCUCCUCUCGGGAGUCUUCUACCGGCCAUGCUCCAGGAGGUUGAGUGCUGGUGGCCAUGGCGGUCUCCCGUGCCCGAAGAAAACAUCAUCCACAUGCUUCCGCGGGACCUGCCGCAGCCUCUAUCAGGCCCUUCGGCUGAUGGACGGGCCGCGCACUCCUCAGCCACCUCUGUUUCUAGCAGAAGCUGCCGAAAAGGUUUCAGUCUGGCCCUUUUCAGUACCCCUCUUUUGUUCCUAAGCAGCCUGGGACGUUCCACGGGGACUAAUCAACACGGGUUCCUCAAGUUUGCUCUCCUCUGCUUGGUCUGUUAUUUGGCCGCGUGGGGUGCACCCUCCGAGUGGUGCAAAAUGCAAGACGGCACUUGGCACCUAAAAAUGCAAGCCGCCUGCCAGCUACAGGCACAUCUGCAUCAGGGCUGGUGGACAGAAGGUCUGGCUGACGCCCUACCUAGCAUGCUCCCCGCAGCUUACCACUAUGCAUGGCAAGCGGAGCCCCGAUGGCAAGCAGGGCCACCUGAGUCGCUCCUGAUCGCCACUGAUGGUAGUGGGGUAGCUGCAGGUUCCUGGGCAUUCAUUGCCUGGGGCUUCUCACGCGGUCGAUGGUAUCGCCUUGGUUGGGCGGCCGGUUCACUGCCAGCGACCCCGUGGUUACCCUCUGAAGGCCAAGCCCCAGGCACCCUGCUGACCUCUUAUCUGGCUGAAUUAGCGGCACUUCAAUCUGCGGCUCAGUGGUGCACAGCUAUGUGUGACCUUUGGCAACUACGGACUGCGGCUAGGCCCAGUUCGGUUUCCGUUGUGGUUGAUAAUGCCAGUGCCCUCCAGGCCGCUGCUGGUGUCGGGGCCGUUAGUACGGAGGCCUCCCGUCGAGUUAGAUCUGUCUGGCAGGCAGUCCAGGCUCGUGUUACCACGCACUUUCGGCAUGUGCACAGCCAUAUGGGCGUCAAGGUUAACACUUUGGCCGAUGCACUUGCCACGGUCGCUACUACUGGGGUACUUGAUUCUUGGAUGACUGUAGCCUCUUUCCAGGCAUGCAAGGCACACGCGGCCGACCUAUAUCCUGAAUUAUGGUUAAUCCCACGUGCUACCAUGCAUGAGAGCGAGCCAGUCUUUGUUCUCAACCCGGGUCCAACUGACUGGAUCCCACCGGCGGACGCAGCGGUUGAGUUGCGUCCUCGUCCCGCAGUUAAACCUCCCAUUGAGUUGCAGAUUUUGACUGCUAACGUUCAGUCGAUCAAGGAUGUUCGCUGCAAUCUUUUCAACCCGUCCGGCCAUGGGGCACGCAGGCAAUACUUGCUUAGUCAACUUACUCGCCUUCAAGCUGACAUCGCAUAUGUCUUCAGGAGACUCGUGCGCCAGCCGGGCGUUGGAGUACAGGCGGAUGGCUCCAAUGGCGCUCUGGUGCUGACAGAGGCCAAUAUGGCUGUGAAGUCUGGUUGCGCCCAGAUCAAGUCCAUCCUCCGCUCAAGCUCUCAGAUUGACCUUCGCAAUGCCUUGCAACAUGCACCUAAGGGCAGAGGCUUGGUCCUCGGCAUUGAUGCCAAUGGUGACUUCUGCGCACAAGAUGAGGGUGCAUGCCUCAUCGGUCCGGAGGUAGCCCGCCAUGAAGCUACGUCCAAUGAUGAACAUCUCUUCGAGUUUGCGACAUCACUUGGGCUAGAGGCACCAGCCACGUGGACGACUGUCCAGGUCGGACCGGGGUGGUCGUGGGAACAUACGAGCGGUCGUCGCAAACGUCUGGACCAUCUGCUGUUCGGAGCUGGUGCCUGGACGCACUCUCUUGCUAGUCAGGCGUGGGACUUCGAUAUUGUCAACUCCCAACGCGACCACCUGGCACUCCGUGUCCGCACCACACUGCAGCCAGCUGCGCCGAUUGGCCGGAAAUGUGUUGUCAAACGGAGCAAUGCAACUGACACCCGUGACGACGGGGCGUCUGUAUGGCAACGACUCGCUGCUCACCCUAAUGAGGCCACCAGCAGCGCUGAGCUUGUCAGUCAGCUUGUCACUGAGCAUCGGCUUUGGGUGCAAAUGCUUGCUCCGAAACGGGCCCUCUCCCCCCGUCAGCCCUACAUUCAACCGCGCACUCUCUCUUGGCUCUUUCAACUUCGGGACUGGCGCUGUCAGCUGCGGGCUGUCCAGCUAGCCGCUAAGCAAGCAGCGCAACGAUUGGUCCUACGCAGGUGGAGUCGCCGACCCGCCACAGAGCGCGCCGGCGCACGGGUGCAGCAUCGACAUUCACGGCUAUUGGUUGAGGCCAUGCGGGCACAGGAGCGCCGUCUCCAGGCCAUCGCACACUCGUAUGCCCGGCAGGAUAAACAAGCCCACUUCCUCCGCCUUACCGCUGCUGCUACCGAUCGGUGGCAUGCUGAUGGCCGUCCGCAUGAAGCCAUUAUUAAGCUCCGUUGGGCCUCUAGGCGAGCUGCGGAGCGCCGGCAAGUCUUCUCUGCAGGUGGAUUCGACAUUGAAGCCGAGCUGGAAGAGCAGUUUAGGGCGCAAGAGGCUGCCUCUAAGAUUCAGGCACCACACAUUGGUAGCGUGAUAUUACCGUGGUUGCAGGCUGAGGCCCCGUCGUGCACAGCAGCGAUCCCUACCCUACUUGCGACAGAAGAUGCCUGCAGACGGCAGAAGGGUAACAAAGCACCAGGACCGGAUGGGAUUGUUAACGAGUUUUGGAGCUGUUUUCCCGUGCAGGCGGGGCGCUGGACCUGGGAAGUCCUAACGCGCAUCGCCUUAACUGGCCGCGAGCCCCUGCACUUCAAGCUUGCGCUCUACUGCGCGCUCUACAAGAAGGGCCCUGCGGCUCUUCCUAAGAACUAUAGGGCCAUUGCGCUCCUCAACGGUAUUGCCAAGUUAUGGCAUGGCCACCUGCGUCGCACUGUCGGGCGCAAUGUCCUUCGUGGAUAUGAUUCAGCCCAGCUAGGUGGUAAACCUGGCAUCCCCGUUGGCUUUGCCAUCGCUGCCUUUCGCGCAGUCACGGAUUUGUGCGUCGCCUCACAACAUUGCACUGCUGCACUGUUCGUCGAUGUCCAAGCCGCCUAUUAUGAAGUGAGCCGGAAGCUCAUUUUCGAGGGUGACGACCUGGAGGUCCAGCACGGUCCCCGCGUAGCGGCUGAAUCGCAUCUAUCCAGCCUUGCACAUUCCUUGCGGGACAACGGUGCCUUAGCCCUGCUUGGGGUUCCUGAUGAGGAACGUCAACUCCUUCACGACUGCGUUGCCUACUCCCAUUGGCGGCUUGUCGGGUCGGAUCAUGUGUUCCUUGCCUCCAAAGGCUCCCGCCCCGGGGACGGUCUUGCUGAUAUCCUUUUCGGCGCAUUAUUCGCGGUUGCACUGCGUCAUAUCCGUAGGGCAUGCAGCGCCGAAGGAAUCACUCUCCAAGCCGCUGGCAGUCACAUCGGGGCAGACGACACCGUACUCCCCAUUGGAUGGGCCGACGAUCUUGCUAUACUUGCUGAUUUCAUGUCGCCGGCACAACUGCGGGAUCUCCUCCCACGUUUUGUGACUAUCGCCAUCACCACCCUUGAUCUUCUUAACCUCAGGAUUAACCUCGGUGCCAGCAAAACAGAGGUUAUGGUCGAUAUUAGAGGUGUAGAGGCCACCAAGAUCCGGAGUGAGCUCCUCGCUGCGCCGGCUGUCCUGCACCUGCCCAGCGGACACGAGGUCCGCAUUUCGCCUGAGUACAGAUAUCUCGGGGUGAUAUGUACUCCCCGGGAUACCGGCCGACGCGACAUGGAACUGUGCGCGCAACGUGCACAUGCAGCAUGGUCCCAUGCGAAAAGUCUCCUUACAUGCCCGCGGCUCCCGUGGCGACUGAAACAGGCAUGGGUAGGCGGCCGAGUGCUACCAGCUGCCUACGCAACCAUUGCCACUUCUAUCGCGACCUCAGCACGAGCCCUGAGCCCGCUGGUUGGAUUCUUCGAGAGGGCUGCUAGACAGCUCGUGGAAUCAUGGUCAUAUGGCCACAUGCUCAGCAAGCCUCUUCUCACUCUGCUGCUGGGCCUGUCCUCCCCGGAGGACGCCAUCUGCAUUGCGCGGGUGCGCCUCACGGUCCAACUGCUCACGCGUGCACCAGCAUGUGUCGGCAAUCUGGUUGAUGCGGUCUGGAACCGGGCUACGCCUUGGGGGCAGUUGCUCACCGAAGCCUGCCAGGAACUCGCUCAUAGCUUGCCAGGCCCCUACGAUCGCACCCGGGUGACGAGUCUCCUUGUUCGUGAUAAGGCUAGCCUACUCUUUAAGGCCUGCCGACACCUCAGCCGCUACGGCUCUGCAUACAGGGCGCUUCACCUCCUGUGGCAGGAUGUUACUGUGCAGAAGACCUCUCGGGUUCUGGGUCGUCGUAACCCCUGCACGUGCCGUCUGUGUGGCCAAUGUCUUCCGAGUGCCCAUGCCCUUGCUGCACACAUCCACAGGAAGCACUCUGUAGUCAACUGCCUCACACAAUAUACAUGUGGAACUGUGUGCCUCUGGUGCCAUGCCGACCAGCACUCCACAGAUCGUCUCAAGUACCAUCUCAAGACGUCUCCCGCUUGCUUACACGGUUUAAGGGUUGUGGUUGGCCCUGCUUACAUUUACGGGACCGGAACCAAGAGGAAAGGGCCCCGAUGCCACAGAGGCCUGCCAGCGACGCGCCUGCCCGGGCCUAUCAAUGCCACGCCGGCGCAGAGGGCAGCAGCUGAGCAGGCGCGCGAAUGCACAGAAGAUGAGCUCCGCUUGGAGCGUCUGCUGCAUCUUGGGGUUACAGAAGUCGAUGACUGGCCAGACAAUGCACUCGACCAUUUCGAUCAAGGUGCCAGCGGAUCUCUGCCGGCACCGGGUACGGAUGUCAGGCCCAACGAUGCUCAUGCACCUCUAGCGUGUGCUGCUUCCUUACAUGCAACGAGCCUGCGAUGCUGUUUCGUGAUCGAAGCCGAGCAGUUGGCUCCAAUCUUGCCUUCGGUUGUUGGUCGGGUUGUGUCACCGCGCUGGCCUGAGAUGGUGCGGCAGCCGGCGCUCUGGCGCCUUCCCACUGUCUGGCAUCGCUUGUGGAAGUUGUGGACCUCCGUUCACUCCUUUCAUCCAUGGGAUUUCGAGGCACGUUCUGGUUUCAAGUCAUUGCGUGUCGCGCUUGAUGCUACAGAGGGCCCUACUGACGGGCCUCCUAUUGCUCUGCGCGCCUUGUUGAGCGCGACGGUGAUGUUCCGUCUGAUCUGCAAGCAUGUGCAAAUGGGUGCUGCUGUUUGGAUCUGCGGACGCCCAAGUUCACUGGGGACCCGAUUGUGGCGUGACCUCCUGCCCGAUGCAGUCUUCACGUCCGUGUCACUCAGCGAAGGUCAGGUUUUUCUUGCUGCUCCUCAGGAGCUUCUCAUUCCGGCGGUAAACCACUUGAGAUCUCGUACCUCCCUCUUUGAGGCAGGUGCUGAUGAGCUCGUGGUCCGCGCUUCCUCGAUUUGUCGCUCCUUUGAGCCCGACGGGUCGUAG